UUUUUUCAGUUAAUUUUUUAUGUUAAGUUUUGUGUUAUUGUUUUUGUUUAUUGUUAAAAUGUCUUACCGUGAAAGACGACGUUACUGUGUUUUGGGAUGCAAAGAUAUUGGUGCCUACAUGCACGCCUUUCCCCAUCCUGAAAGACGGUCAGAGAUGUUCAGAAAAUGGAUGUCAAUCAUUGGAAAAAAAGUCAAAGAAACCGAUCCAAUAAAAAUAUAUAAAAACAAGAAAGUUUGUGCCCGUCACUUCUCAUUAGAUCAAAAAGUGGCUAGCCAUCGACUGAAAUGUGAUGCUGUCCCAACUUUAGAUUUAGGAGGAAUAUCUACUACUCCAAGUAUUUUUAUCGGACUUGAGCACAACUAUUGUGUGCCAGGAGUCCAGACAUCUGAUCCAGCAUUGCAUACUACUGAUACUAUUGAUACAGAUUUCUACAAUAUGGAACCUUUGCAAGUGGAUGUCGUACAUUUCUACCCGAGAGAGAACGCGCAGCCACACAACACUAUCAAAUUCGAAGUGAUCAACGAAGAGAAUCCUACAACUACGAUCGUACGACGCGGUCAACCUUUCAAUGGUGUUGUACGUUUCACGCGACCCUUUGAUGAAAAUGAAGACAUCGUACAACUUAUGUUCACACUUGGUGACAAGCCUCAGAUGGACACACAAGGUGCGAUGUUCAUCCAUCGUGAUGCUGUUACAGACAAGCACACGUGGACAGCUAAGCUCCUAGACGUGCAGUCAGACACUGUCUCCUUUGAGGUAUCAACACCAAUUACAGCCCCCGUGGGCUCGUGGGCUCUCCGAGUCGUCACCAGACUUAAGAGCACAUCCACUAGAGCAUUCUAUGACUUUGACCAGGAUAUUUACAUCCUUUUCAAUCCAUGGAAUCCUGAUGACCAAACCUAUAUGGAAGACACUGAUCUUCUGCAAGAGUAUGUGCUUAAUGACGUGGGCAAAGUGUGGGUGGGACCGAUUAAGACCACGCGUGGGAAGCCUUGGUUCUACGGACAGUUUGAUGCCGCGGUACUGCCGGCUUGUAUGUUCAUGCUGGAUAGAGCUGAGAUGCCGUUCCAUCAACGCGGUGACCCAGUAAAGAUGGCGCGUGUGAUAUCUCGUAUCGUGAACUCUAACGACGACGCGGGAGUGCUGGUGGGUCGUUGGGACGGAGAGUACGAGGACGGUACCGCACCUUCCGAGUGGACCGGCUCCGUGGACAUCCUGGCGCAGUACUUGGAGACGCAGCUGGAGGUGCCCUACGGACAGUGUUGGGUCUUCGCUGGAGUUGUUACCACUGUUUGCCGAGCCCUGGGUAUACCUUCUCGUGUUGUCUCCAACCUUGUAUCAGCUCAUGAUGCUAACAGUUCUUUGACUGUCGAUAAAUAUUAUACGGAGACAAUGGAGGAGAUGGAUUACGACCCCAACAACGCUAAUGGAGCUGACUCCAUAUGGAAUUACCAUGUGUGGAACGAUGUUUGGAUGGCGCGACCUGAUUUACCACCAGGUUAUGGUGGAUGGCAAGCGAUAGACGCGACACCACAGGAGACAUCAUCAGGUCUGUACCAGUGCGGUCCCGCGCCGCUGGAGGCCAUCAAACAGGGUGUCAUCGGCCUGGGGUAUGAUGUGGAGUUCAUGCUAGCCUCUGUCAAUGCUGACCUCAUGCGAUGGAGGAAGGACCCUGACGCGGAGACUGGAUUCUCCAUGGUCGACACUAAUAAUUACCACAUCGGUCGUAUGGUCCUGACAAAGAAGCCGUACGUGUUCGAUCCUCUGGGAGAUGAGGACAGGCAGGACAUCACCGGAGAGUACAAGCAUAGAGAGGGCACAGCAUCCGAGAGACUCGCUCUUAUGAAUGGAGUACGUUACUCUGAGAGAGCUAAGAGAUAUUACGCGAUAGCUGGCAACCUCAGUAAUGAUAUCACAUUCAACCUACGAGAUAUAGACACUGUCAACAUCGGACAUGACUUCAGGGUCACUGUCGACAUUGAAAAUACCUGCGGUCAAGGUCGAAACAUAAAAGCAGCUCUGUCCGCUACCAGUGUGUUCUACAAUGGUGUUAAAUCAGAGGUCGUUAAAAAGGUGGAAGGAAAAAUCUUCGUAGGACCAGGAAAACGCGAACAAAUCAGUAUUUUGGUGAAAGCUGACGAAUAUCUGCCCAAGUUGGUGGAGUACUGCAACAUGAAGAUCUCCGCGAUGGCCAUUGUCGACGAGACCAAGCAGUCCUGGGCUGAUGAUGAUGACUUCCAAGUUCUUAAACCUACCAUCAAUAUCAAGUUCAAUGAGGAUCUGAUCAUCAAUCAACCAAGUUUAGCAGUACUAUCAUUUGUGAACCCGCUGGACCGCGCGCUGACCUGCUGCGAGUUCCGCGUCACCUCCUCAGCUCUGGAGGGACGCACCACACGUAUCGCAGCACCUGACACACCUCCACAUGCGGCUGUCACUGCUGAACUGCCUUUUCAACCUAAGAAAUUGGGUACAAUUAAUAUAAUAGCAACAUUCAAAUCUUUGGAACUGAAAGACAUCACCGGAGCUGCGAGUCUUGAAGUAAUGGAAGGAUAGACUUGUAUUGUAUUUAUUAAGACUGACAAGAAUAUGUCUUUAAAAUAUUAUUAUUCAUAUUUUAUAUGUUUUAAGAGAGAUUUUUUUUUAAUUUUAAUUUUAUUUUUGAAGUGAAACUACAUUUUUUUCGCAAAUUUUACGCCAUCUGUAUGGCAACAUUAUAUAAACGGUAGCUUUUGUUGUACGCAAAUAGAUUUAAGCUUGUAAUUUAAACAUUUAUAACUUUAUUAAGAUGCAGAGAUUAAUAUUUUUAUACGAAUAUUUGUUAAUAUAAUUCAAAUAAAUUUAUUAAAGUUU
Molecule: messenger RNA, 2851 nt
Organism: Papilio xuthus (Asian swallowtail)
Lineage: Eukaryota; Metazoa; Arthropoda; Insecta; Lepidoptera; Papilionidae
Product: hemocyte protein-glutamine gamma-glutamyltransferase
Exons: 17
Coding region: 20-2554 (844 amino acids)
Biological process (GO): peptide cross-linking
Molecular function (GO): protein-glutamine gamma-glutamyltransferase activity
Source: RefSeq, a predicted model, not a curated record